Vicia villosa (hairy vetch) is the source of this 556-nucleotide messenger RNA. Its product is annotated as auxin-induced protein 15A-like. Gene Ontology annotation, biological process: response to auxin. NCBI's taxonomy places the organism in Eukaryota, Viridiplantae, Streptophyta, Magnoliopsida, Fabales, Fabaceae. The record is from RefSeq and is a predicted model, not a curated record. The transcript has a single exon. Bases 86 to 367 code for a protein of 93 amino acids.
CUACCAUCACAAACCACUCAAGCAAAUAAACUCAGAUACAUUUUUCUUCCAUCAAGAAAUUCAGCUUUUUCUUCAAACAUUUGAAAUGGGUUUCCUUUUACCUGCUGCUAUUAGACGGUCUUCACAUCGCAGUAUCAAAACAUCAUCAAAAGUAUCAAAUGUGCCCAAGGGCUAUGUUGCGGUGUACGUCGGAGAGGAAAUGAAGCGGUUUGUCGUCCCCAUUUCAUACUUGAACCAACCUUUAUUUCAAAACUUGUUGAAUCAAGCAGAGGAAGAAUUCGGAUAUGAUCAUCCAAUGGGUGGCCUCACAAUUCCUUGCAGAGAAGAUGUUUUCUUGGAUAUUACUUCUCAGUUCAAUAGCCUAUAAAUCUUACACUAAAGGAGGCUGGCAUAGAUUAGCAUAGAAAUUUUGUACAAUAGUCAUCAUCUAGAUUUGUAUAGAUAUUUUUCCUAUUCCUAUCCUUGGAACUGGUUAGAAUUGUCCGUCUGAAUGACAAAUUCAGGAAGAGAUUAUUUGUUAUGACUUAUUCCUAAUCAUAAUGACACAAUAUAUUCA